Messenger RNA from Dendronephthya gigantea, 819 nucleotides. Its product is annotated as Werner syndrome ATP-dependent helicase-like. Gene Ontology annotation, biological process: double-strand break repair via homologous recombination. The transcript has 2 exons. The coding region runs from base 1 to 819 and encodes 272 amino acids. Gene Ontology annotation, molecular function: 3'-5' DNA helicase activity; nucleic acid binding; four-way junction helicase activity. Gene Ontology annotation, cellular component: chromosome; nucleus; cytoplasm. NCBI's taxonomy places the organism in Eukaryota, Metazoa, Cnidaria, Anthozoa, Malacalcyonacea, Nephtheidae. The record is from RefSeq and is a predicted model, not a curated record.
AUGGCGGGAAACGCCAACGGUGCCAACGGAGAUAGCUGCUUUAAAAUGUGUUUAUCAGCGGCUAUCGAAGGCAUAUUUCCUGGGGAAAAAAUGGACUUUUUGAGCAAUGAACAAAUUCAAGCCAUUCAGUCCUUUUUUUUUGGCAACGAUACUUUCGUAUCAUUGCCUACUGGCCAUGGAAAAUCCUUGAUAUUUCAGCUGGUUGUGCCGAUUGCGAAGAAAAUGUUUGAACUAGGGAAACAUGAUUAUACAAACUGUCAUCAAUCUCGUCCAGUUCCCGCUCAUCCUGUAGUCCUAGUAAUCGCUCCAUUAAAUUCUUUGAUCGCGGAUCAAAUCGAGUCAUGCAAAAAAAAGCAGAUGACGGCAUGUAAACUCGAUGAUUUGCCACUGUCAGACGACAACUGUCUGUGCGGAGCCACAGCUGGUCCAGCUGGAGCGAAGUUUGUAGAAUACGACUUCAUUUUCACUAGUCCAGAGACCCUGGAGCAAAAGUUGAACGUUUUAUCAAGAAUUGAAAAUCAGUUACUUGGUGUUGUUGUUGAUGAGUCGCACUGUGUUAUUAACUGGGGAACUGCUCCUAAUGAAAAGUCGCCAUUUCGGUCAUCGUAUUCGCGUGUGGGAAACCUAAGAGCUCUUGUUAAUGUACCAAUCCUUUGUCUAACAGCAACAGCAUCCAGUACCACCAGAAAGAGUAUUAUCAAGUGCCUUAACAUGACCAACACCAAGGUUAUCCAACUUUCACCAGAUAAAGAAAAUAUGAAAUAUAUUGUCAACAAAGCCCAUGGUGAGGAAAUUGAGGAAACAUUAUCAACAGGUUGA